ACAACUCAACCGUAUGGAGUCGUGAACUUUAGUCACAAGACACAAGCAGUUGUGCAAUUUCACUGUAAUUCAAUAUUCAGGAAUUUAUCGGGUGUAUUCAACUUAAACUGAAACCAGUGGCAGUGACCUUACCUUACCUUACAUUUUAUUUCAAAGGAUUAAUUUUGACUGCGCUCUCAUAUUAAAGCACAGUGUUUUGAACAUUAUAACGAUGUAAAUAAACUACACGACAAAAUGUAGUUCCUGAAUGAAGUAAAGCCAAGGUAAGAUGAAAUGAAAUAUAUUCAAGUGAGUUUACAUAAGCAUAUCGAAACACAGGGCCAGCGCCGAAUGCCAAUUCAAAGUCGGCUGUAGCCUGUAAACAUAAUAUCAAAGAAUAUCUGAAGAGACCAGAAGAGAAAUAGUCAAUAGAAGUUUCGCGAGAGUUAAUAAAUGUCAUUUUGUGGGCAUUUUAAUUUUUAAUUUUAUGCUGGCUUUAAACUCGUAUUUGUUGAUGCAGAACGGCUAUACACAGUGCUGUCUCGGUCAAUAAUAUAAGAAUUUUAAAUAAUAGCGUUUCGUCAUUUAUUUCAAAACGACAUCUAAGUGUUCUAACAUAUUUUCUCUUUAAUAUGUCUAUUUUUCAAGAUAUUGAUUCAACAGUGAUCUAAACCGAAAAUGGCGUCAUACGACACUGGUUGGGAAGAUGAACUAUUUCAACAUCCCGUCAGCCAAACUUUCCAUUGUGGUAUAUGUAUGAAUGUUUUGAAGGAUCCAGUUUCGUGUCGACAUAAUGAGCAUUUGUUCUGUCGAGCUUGUAUCACCAUACAUCUCAUGAACUUUCAAACAUGUCCAUCGUGUAUGGAACCACUCACUGUCGAAUCACUGCGCCAAGCACCUCGGACCGUAACCAACUUACUUUCCGAAUUAAAGAUCCGCUGUCAAUUCUUCGAUCGUGGUUGCGGACAGUUUGUUGAAUUGGGAGAUCUCGAAAGGCAUGUUACUGACUGUGGGUUUGCCCCAGCAGUCUGCUCUAAUGAAGGAUGCCAACUUGAGGUGAAUAAACAAGAUUUACUACACCAUGAAACAGCUGUGUGUGAACUACGCAGAGUCAAGUGCCACAAUUGCAACGAAAUCAGACAAGAGAUGGAUACAGUGAAAGUUAAUUUGGCAGCAAUGAAUGAAAAGUUGAAUGAAAAGUUGAAAGGAGUUGCGGAACAGUUGUACAGAAAUAAGGAACAGACGGACAGAAAUCAGAAGAAUAUGGUCGCAAAAGUUGAACUGGUUCAAGAACAACUUAACAAGCAGGAAGAAGGCAUUAGUCAGCUUAAAGCGGACAAUGUAGAAAUGAAGAGAAGUUUAAAUGAAAUUACGAAACAACUGGAAAGAAUGGCACAACAAACAUCGCAUGAAGUGCAGGCAGAAGAAAUGAAGAAAGAGACUGCAGAAGGUGGAAUGGACAGAGAGUUGAAGGUCGUUAUCGCUGGAGGUUGGAAUGGGAGAGAAUAUCUAAAUUCAGUGGAAAUGUUCAGUCUGUUAAACGCAACUUGGACACCACUAAAGUCAAGGAAAGAAAGUCUUGACAGAACAUCUUCAGUUGUUCACAACAAUCAAUUUUUUGUCAUUGGAGGUGAUGGUAACAGGGGAGGAAUCAAGUCAAUUGAAAAACUAUCACUGAAUGCUGUUCAUGUUGAUCAUUCUAUAACUUGGGAAAAUGUUCUUGCUGAGUUGCCUGGAGCAUUGAAUGGACACUGCAGUGUAGUUUAUAAUGGACGGUUGAUAAUGAUUGGAGGGUUUGAUGAUAGUAAAUAUGCAUAUUCUGGUAGUAUUACUGGGAUUUCUCUUGUUCCACCUUAUACCAGUAAACUGUUGGCUACCAUGCCACAGGCAAGAUAUCUUCAUGGUGUUGCAAAGUUUGGUGACAAGAUACUGAUUCUUGGAGGCAAGUUCAAUGGUUUUUCCAGUACAAAUCUUGCAAGUGUUUUGUUGUAUGAUAUUACUAAGAAUGAAUGUAAGAAGUUAGCAGCCCUCCCCUACCCCGUUUCUGAAAUGGCCACAGUCAAGUGGGGUGAUGACAGUGUGAUAAUAGCGGGUGGUGUUGAAAGUAACGAUCAAGCAUUAAACAAAGUUUUAUUAUACAACAUCAAGACGCAGAAGAGUUGUAUGUUGCCAGACAUGAAGUAUAAGAGGAGAGGAUGUGUGGCUGCAGUUGUCAGAGACACUGUGAUUGUCAUGGGAGGCAUGGAUGAAAGACGAAAGUGCUUAAAGUCUGUAGAAUGUUUUCGAUUUGAUCGCUAUAGCUGGCAAGAACUUCCUGAAAUGCAGGAAGCAAGAUGCUGGGCUACUGCAGUUGUAUGUUAAUUAUGCAUUGUAUAUUAGGAACCUAAUUAAGUUGUUGCAGUAUUUUAUACACUUGUAGUUGUAGCCAUUCUGCCAUAGGUGUUGGUAGUGGCGUAGUAUAGGUCACUAUAUACGCCACUGCGAAUCGGAGAUCGAGCCAUUGCAUGGUUUAAAUUCACACCUAUGGCUACAAAAACAGUUGGUAGAAUAUUUUGACCGUAACACAUUGAAAUUUUAAAAUGUGUUAGUCAUUUUAUGCCUAUUACCGCUAAUUAUUGGACCUCCUAUGAUAAAACUUGCCUCAUACGUCUCAUACCUUCGCAAAUACGAUGUUUUAUAUUUUUACUAACGCAAGUAUUUGUCACUUUUCUUUUGAAUCACAUAUCUUUUGAAAUAUUGAUGAUCCUUAAGGAAUUUGGAACUGCAUGACAUUUUAAAGGGUAU
Paramuricea clavata is the source of this 2763-nucleotide messenger RNA. The record is from the annotation of a GenBank genome assembly. Lineage: Eukaryota; Metazoa; Cnidaria; Anthozoa; Malacalcyonacea; Plexauridae.